Molecule: messenger RNA, 371 nt
Organism: Paramecium sonneborni
Lineage: Eukaryota; Ciliophora; Oligohymenophorea; Peniculida; Parameciidae
Source: the annotation of a GenBank genome assembly
AUAAUUUUAAUAAAUAAAAAUGGCUAUGGACAAUAGUAAGUUUGAGCAAAUGAGCAAACAUUUCCCAAAAUCAUUAAAGUUUUCAUUAAAUCCAGUGUAUUAUGGAGCUAGAGUUGGAAUUUAAGCAUACUUAGGAAUAUUGGUUGGUGGAACUCUAAUAAUCUAUCUCAAUACAUUUAAUGGAAUCACAUUCCCAUAUUUAUAUAGGAAAGUAAAAAUUAAUUAAAAACAUUUAAUAGUAAAAAGUUGAAUAUCAAGCAGUACCAGAUUUCUAUUCAAAAUAAGUAUUGCUAUAUUAAAGAACAGUACCAAAUACGGUGACUCAAUUGUGAGAUUAUAAUAAUGAAAAAUAUUAAAAUAUUAGUCAUACA